AUGCCAAACGCCCAAGAAAAUCCAAGUACAAAGCCAACAAACGCCAAAAUCACAAUACUAGCUACAUCUACAGACGCUCCAAACAACAAUAUAAACAAUACCUUAGCAAUAGAAAUUCUAUCAACAAUCACAGCUGCAUUAUCAAUAAUAGCCAUAUUAUUAGGAAUCUGUAUUAGAAGAAUUAGGAAAAGGAAAUUAGGCUACAAGCGUAACUUAACACAAGCGCCAAUAGGGACGAGUCAAACACCAUUUACAACACCAUUAGAUUUAAACAAUAUCAACAUAGAACAGUUAGCCCAACAAUUAUCACAAUUACAAAACAAUCAACCACCGAGAUAUAAAUAG
Messenger RNA from Paraglomus brasilianum, 345 nucleotides. The record is from the annotation of a GenBank genome assembly. NCBI's taxonomy places the organism in Eukaryota, Fungi, Glomeromycota, Glomeromycetes, Paraglomerales, Paraglomeraceae.